CAAGUGCCUGGCCCAGUAGGAAGGGUGGGGACCCGGAUGUCGGUGUUGGAGGCCUGUAGCCGAUCGGCGGCGAGGGUCUGGCAGGCCCAUGGAGGAGGACGAGGCUGCUGGGGCUGGCUCACUUGGACAAGAUGGAUGACCUCAACCUGCACUACCGGUUCUUGAAUUGGCGACGGCGAAUAAGAGAGAUCCGAGAGGUUCGGGCUGUCCGCUACCAGGAGAGAUUCAAACACAUCUUGGUAGAGGGAGACACAUUGAGUUACCAUGGCAAUUCUGGUGAAGUUGGCUGCUAUGUGGCUCCCCGACCUCUGACAAAGGACAGCAAUUAUUUUGAGGUGUCGAUUGUGGACAGUGGGGUGCGGGGCACCAUUGCUGUGGGGCUGGUUCCUCAGUACUACAGCCUAGACCACCAGCCUGGCUGGCUGCCUGACUCAGUUGCCUACCAUGCUGAUGAUGGCAAGCUGUAUAGUGGCCGAGCCAAAGGCCGCCAGUUUGGGACGAAAUGUAGCUCUGGGGACCGGAUUGGCUGUGGCAUCGAGCCCGUCUCCUUUGAUGUGCAGACAGCUCAGAUCUUCUUUACUAAGAAUGGGAAGCGGGUGGGCUCUACCAUUAUGCCUGUGUCCCCGGAUGGGCUCUUCCCUGCUGUGGGCAUGCAUUCCCUGGGGGAAGAAGUGCGGCUACACCUGAAUGCUGAACUGGGCAGUGAAGAGGAUGAUAGUGUGAUGAUGGUGGACAGUUAUGAGGAUGAAUGGGGACGGUUACACGAUGUCAAAGUAUGUGGAACGCUGCUGGAGUAUGUGGGGAAGGGCAAGAGCAUCAUUGAUGUGGGGCUGGCCCAAGCCCGCCACCCGCUCAGCACACGAAGUCACUACUUUGAGGUGGAGAUUGUAGACCCUGGGGAAAAGUGCUACAUUGCCUUGGGGCUGGCAAGAAAGGAUUAUCCCAAGAAUAGGCAUCCUGGCUGGAGUAGAGGUUCCGUGGCAUAUCAUGCAGAUGAUGGAAAGAUCUUCCACGGCAGUGGUGUAGGGGACCCUUUUGGGCCGCGCUGUUAUAAAGGAGAUAUCAUGGGCUGUGGGAUCAUGUUUCCACGAGAUUAUAUUUUGGACAGUGAAGGAGACAGUGAUGACAGUUGUGACACGGUGAUCCUGUCUCCCACUCCUCGAGCUGUCCGAAAUGUAAUGUACCUACACCAGGAGGGGGAGGAAGAAGAGGAGGAGGAGGAGGAGGAAGAGGAGGAAGAAGAUGGGGAAGAGAUGGAGCAAGAGCAUGAGGGAAAAAAGGUGGUGGUGUUCUUCACUCGAAAUGGCAAGAUCAUCGGCAAGAAGGAUGCCCUUGUGCCCCCUGGAGGCUUCUUCCCCACUAUUGGGAUGCUGAGUAGUGGCGAGAAGGUCAAAGUGGACCUGCACCCUCUGAGCGGCUAGGGCCCCCGCGGCGCCCCCUCUCUCCCUCCUUCCAGGACCGUACACCCAGUUCGUGGCCUCUCCUCCCCGCCCUCUUCCUUCCCCUGGCCCCUGCCUCCUCCUCCCGGUUUGAGGAGGGCUUUAGUCUGUCUCUGGCCCCUGCUUGGUUGAGCACCAGGCGGAGCCUGCCGGGCCAGGCGGUUCUCCAGCGUCAGCCUCUCUGGUCCUGGUGUCCCCUUCCUCACCAUUCCUUGGGGCUGAGGCCCCAAUAUGACAGGGAUGUACCAACCAUGCUGCCCUGGGGGUUUUUGCCAGUGGCUCUGAGGCCCUCUCCCUUCCCAGGCCCCUGGCUCCUGGGUCAAAGCAGGCGAGACCUGGUCGCCGGCCUAAUCGGGCCAGGUUUGUGCCUCGGUGUAAAGCUACAAUAUCCUUCCCUUGACCCAAGGGCUGGACACUGCACAGAGCAUCCAGCAGUUUUUAAAAUGCCAGCUUUGCCUAAACCUGGGGCAGUUCUCCAAGGUGGGACUGGAGAACCGGACCACGCCAGUUGGUCUUGCUCAAAGAUCUCUGCUUCCUUCCAUCUCUUUGUCUACUGAAUGUCUGUGAUAUUUGCUGCUUUGGUCUGUCCCUCUUCCCGCCCCUGCUGGCAGGGCUUGGGGUGAGGCUCUUUGCUUGUACUGACUCUUGCCCCAAGUAGUCUAGGGACGCCCUCUUGUUGUACCAUUGACCCACGGAGAAACCUCCCCAAACAACUUGGUGCCAAGUGCUGGGGAAGACGCGGCUCCUUUGGCUCACUCCGGAGCUGCUUCCUGGUGCCAGCCCCAGGACAGGUGUGGGGGAGCGCAGUGACCCCAGAGUCCUUGCUCUAGGCCCUCCCUUCCUUCCCCUGUAUCCCCCUCCCACUUUUCCUCUCGGGGGAGUGGGAUGUCUGCUUGCUGCUUGUUCACGUUGCCCGGUUUGCGUCAGUGUUUGAUUCCGACUCUUAUGCUCUCUCCCCUACUCCCACUCUGGGCUCUCCCCUUCCCCUUCCUCCCCUCCGUGACAGGAGACAGGAGCUCCUUGCCCUGGUUGGCACAGAAGGAAUGGGGCCUCUAGGGGAAAGGAGGGGCUGAGCUGCUGUGCUGCUGGGGGACCUAGACCUCUGGCCUCCCUCCACCCCCCAUCUUCCCUGCACUAUGAUGUAUGAAAUGUAUGUACAGACCAGAGAUGUUUAUACAGCCAAUAAAGAUGGAGUUUCCAUAUUUAUCAGUA
Messenger RNA from Antechinus flavipes (yellow-footed antechinus), 2651 nucleotides. RefSeq names its product SPRY domain containing 3 (gene SPRYD3). The transcript is spliced from 11 exons. The coding region runs from base 132 to 1421 and encodes 429 amino acids. Gene Ontology annotation, molecular function: protein binding. Lineage: Eukaryota; Metazoa; Chordata; Mammalia; Dasyuromorphia; Dasyuridae. The record is from RefSeq and is a predicted model, not a curated record.